AUGAGAGAAGAGGGAGCGGUGGACUUUGAUCCAAACGUCCUGGGGAGUGGCCACGCCAAUAAGCUAAGGGGUGGGAAAGGCUUGUGGGUGGCGGUGGGCGGAGCGCGGAGCUGUGCUUUCCGGCCGCAUCCAGAGUUCCUGGAGUCCCUGGAGCCUGACCUGCCGGCCCUGAGAGCCAUGGGGCUGCACCUGUGGGCUGCAGGCCCUGAAGCCCGUUCCGCUGGAAUUCGCGAUCUGCUGGCUGAGGUCUCCGCUGAAGUGGACGCACCGGUGCCCGGAUACUUAUCUGCCCCGCAGAGCAUAAUGGACACGUGCCUGUACAUCUUCACUUCUGGUACUACCGGCCUCCCCAAGGCUGCUCGGAUCAGUCACCUGAAGGUCCUGCAGUGCCAGGGCUUCUACCAGCUGUGCGGUGCCCACCAGGAGGAUGUGAUCUACCUGGCCCUCCCACUCUACCACAUGUCGGGCUCCCUGCUGGGCAUCGUGGGCUGCUUGGGCAUCGGGGCCACAGUGGUACUGAAGUCCAAGUUCUCAGCUGGUCAGUUCUGGGAGGACUGCCAGAAGCACAGGGUGACGGUGUUCCAGUACAUCGGGGAAUUAUGCCGAUAUCUCGUCAACCAGCCCCCGAACCAGGCAGAACGUGGACACCAGGUCCGGCUGGCGGUGGGCAGUGGGCUGCGCCCGGACACCUGGGAGCGUUUCGAGCGGCGCUUCGGGCCCCUGCAGGUGCUGGAGACUUACGGACUGACGGAGGGCAACGUGGCCACGUUCAACUACACCGGCCGGCGGGGCGCCGUGGGCCGCGCCUCCUGGCUUUACAAGCAUGUCUUCCCCUUCUCUUUGAUUCGCUAUGAUGUCACCACAGGGGAGCCAUUUCGGGACACGCGGGGGCACUGUGUGGCCACAUCUGCAGGUGAGCCAGGGCUGCUGGUGGCCCCGGUGAGCCAGCAGUCUCCGUUCCUGGGCUACGCCGGGAAGCCGGAGCUGGCCCAGGGGAAGCUGCUCAAGGACGUCUUCCGGCCGGGGGACCUUUUCUUCAACACCGGGGACCUGCUGGUCUGCGAUGACCAAGGCUUUCUCCGCUUCCAUGAUCGUACUGGGGACACCUUCAGGUGGAAGGGGGAGAACGUGGCCACGACCGAGGUGGCGGAGGCCUUGGAGGCCCUGGAUUUCCUCCAGGAGGUGAACGUCUAUGGAGUCACCGUGCCAGGGCACGAAGGCCGGGCUGGAAUGGCGGCGCUGGUGCUGCGUCCCCCCCACUCACUGGACCUCGGGCAGCUCUACGCCUAUGUUUCUGAGCACCUGCCACCUUACGCCUGGCCCCGGUUCCUACGGCUCCAGGAGUCUCUGGCCACCACAGAGACCUUCAAGCAGCAAAAGGUUCGGAUGGCCAAGGAGGGCUUCGACCCGAGCGCCCUGCCCGACCCGCUCUACGUUCUGGACCAAGCGGGGGGCGCCUACCUGCCCCUCACACCCGCCCGGUACCAAGCCCUCCUGGCAGGCGACCUGCGGAUCUGAGCGCCCUCCCUGCCCGGCUGAGAGGGGCCUGUGGGGCGGGGCAUCGCAGGGGCUGCAGGGAUCUUUUCUACCCAGAUUUGUACUCAUUAUUUUGUAAUAAACGCGCCCAAAGCCAGCCUGGCUGUC
Messenger RNA from Myotis davidii, 1644 nucleotides. RefSeq names its product solute carrier family 27 (fatty acid transporter), member 3 (gene SLC27A3). NCBI's taxonomy places the organism in Eukaryota, Metazoa, Chordata, Mammalia, Chiroptera, Vespertilionidae. The record is from RefSeq and is a predicted model, not a curated record. Bases 1 to 1518 code for a protein of 505 amino acids. The transcript is spliced from 10 exons. Gene Ontology annotation, molecular function: long-chain fatty acid transmembrane transporter activity; long-chain fatty acid-CoA ligase activity. Gene Ontology annotation, cellular component: mitochondrion; endoplasmic reticulum.